This is a messenger RNA of Cuscuta campestris, 1187 nucleotides long. Lineage: Eukaryota; Viridiplantae; Streptophyta; Magnoliopsida; Solanales; Convolvulaceae. The record is from the annotation of a GenBank genome assembly.
UUCAAAACAUACCAUAGCCGUGAGUGAUCGAAAUGUCCCAAAACCCACAAACCGUGAUGUGGAAUUUCCUUGACAAAAUUUAUAACACUCUCACGAUAUGGAUGCUCAAGUUACGAGCCAUUCGCGUUUACCACGUUCCUGCAUGGGCAAAGAGCACGCCGAUUGAGCUCUCCGUUGAGCAGCUUGGGCGCAUCGCCGGCCUCCCCUUCCAAGGCGAAGACGUCUCCCACUAUGGCGGAGAGGACUGGGUGCUCAACAACGAGGGAAAUAUCCUCAACGAGCUUGGCAUCACCGAGCUCAUCCACCAUGCCUCGGGCCGCCCCACCAUCCACUCUGCAAACCUCGAAGGCCGUCUCCUACUCUACAUCGUGUCCCGAAUUAUCAAGCCCCGGAAGCAUGGGCACACGAUCAUGUCUGGUGAGGACCUCAAACUCAUCCAUGCGAUCAUGCACACGGCCCCGAUCAAUUGGGUAAAAUUUGUCAUGAUCAACAUGUCGGUCGCCGCGUCCACCGACCAAGAUCACCUCCUCCCGUACCCGUUUGUGGUGAUAGACAUCCUUGAACGGUUCAAGGUAACCACCACUGUUGGCCCGCUCACAAAGGCCACGAAGCUUUGGACAAUCAGCACCCAAACCUUCACCAAGCGGUCGGACAACGCCGCGCCUGCCACUGCCGCGCCAUGCCGCACAGCCACUGCCGUUGGACCAGCCGAACCCCAGGCCCGGGCCAACCUUGCCUCCAUUGCCGACUCCCUCAACCAGCUCCACUUCAAAGUUGACGGGAUGGAUGGCUACCUUGAACGGCUAGACGAGGCUGUCCAACGUCAAGGAUAUGCUAUGAACGCGUACUUCCAAUGCGUUAACUACGUCCCCCCACCGUACCACGGCACGUUCUUUGGGCAAGUGUACGGUAAAAAGGACGAAGACGAUGACUCCUAUGCCCCGUCAAGCUCCCUGGAUGAAGACGAGUUUGACGAUGCCAUCGAUGGGAAUGAGAUGGACGUCGACGACGACGACGAGGAAACCGAAGACGAAGCCUAGGACUCCCAUAGAUUUUCUAUCUCCUUUCUUUCAAUUAUCAUGUUUUUUAUUGCUUCCGUUGUACUCCGCUAUUUCCCUUUAAUAAAUAAAAUUAUCCUUUUAUCUUUUUGUUAAUGUCAAAAGGGGGAAGAAAAGGCUAUGCAUAUA